Doryrhamphus excisus (bluestripe pipefish) is the source of this 2706-nucleotide messenger RNA. The record is from RefSeq and is a predicted model, not a curated record. NCBI's taxonomy places the organism in Eukaryota, Metazoa, Chordata, Actinopteri, Syngnathiformes, Syngnathidae.
AUGGAAACAGCCAUCAACAGUCAGUCUGCUGAGGGAGGAUCUGAAUACACCAGGAUUGGUAGACGACUUCUGGAGACAACAAUAGACCUCCCCAGCACUGCUACUACCUUGAGCCCAGGCACCCCCAGCAGCACUGGCCCACCCGCUGCCACUACCUUGAGCCCAGGCACCCCCAGCAGCACCGCCCCCACCGCUGCGACUACCUUGAGCCCAGGCACCCCCAGCAGCACUGGCCCACCCGCUGCCACUACCUUGAGCCCAGGCACCCCCAGCAGCACCGCCCCCACCGCUGCGACUACCUUGAGCCCAGGCACCCCCAGCAGCACUGCCGCCACCGCUGCCACUACCCUGAGCCCAGGCACCCCCAGCAGCACUGCCGCCACCGCUGCAACUACCUUGAGCCCAGGCACCCCCAGCAGCACUGCCGCCACCGCUGCCACUACCUUGAGCCCAGGCACCCCCAGCAGCACUGCCGCUACCGCUGCUACUACCUUGACCCCAGGCACCCCCAGCAGCACUGCCGCCACUGCUGCCACUACCUUGAGCCCAGGCACCCCCAGCAGCACUGCCGCUACCGCUGCUACUACCUUGACCCCAGGCACCCCCAGCAGCACUGCCGCUACCGCUGCCACUACCCUGAGCCCAGGCACCCCCAGCAGCACUGCCGCCACCGCUGCCACUACCUUGAGCCCAGGCACCCCCAGCAGCACUGCCGCCACUGCUGCCACUACCCUGAGCCCAGGCACCCCCAGCAGCACUGCCGCCACCGCUGCCACUACCCUGAGCCCAGGCACCCCCAGCAGCACUGCCGCCACUACCCUGAGCCCAGGCACCCCGAGCAGCACUGCCGCCACCGCUGCCACUACCCUGAGCCCAGGCACCCCCAGCAGCACUGCCGCCACCGCUGCCACUACCUUGAGCCCAGGCACCCCCAGCAGCACUGCCGCCACCGCUGCCACUACCCUGAGCCCAGGCACGCCCAGCAGCACUGCCGCCACCGCUGCCACUACCUUGAGCUCAGGCACCCCCAGCAGCACUGCCACCACCACUGCCAGCACUAUGAGCCUAGGCACUACUGCCACCACUAUGAGUCUAGGCACUACUAACACUACUGCCACCACUGUGGACCCAGGCACUACUAACACUACUGCCACCACUGUGGACCCAGGCACCACCAACACUACUGCCACCACUGUGGACCCAGGCACCACCAACAUUACUGCCACCACUGUGGACCCAGGCACCACCAACACUACUGCCACCACUGUGGACCCAGGCACCACCAACACAACUGCCACCACUGUGGACCCAGGCACCACCAACACGACUGCCACCACUGUGGACCCAGGCACCACCAACACGACUGCCACCACUGUGGACCCAGGCACCACCAACACGACUGCCACCACUGUGGACCCAGGCACCACCAACACGACUGCCACCACUGUGGACCCAGGCACCACCAACACUACUGUCACCACUGUGGACCCAGGCACCACCAACACUACUGUCACCACUGUGGACCCAGGCACCACCAACACGACUGCCACCACUGUGGACCCAGGCACCACCAACACUACUGUCACCACUGUGGACCCAGGCACCACCAACACUACUGUCACCACUGUGGACCCAGGCACCACCAACACUACUGUCACCACUGUGGACCCAGGCACCACCAACACUACUGCCACCACUGUGGACCCAGGCACCACCAACACUACUGCCACCACUGUGGACCCAGGCACCACCAACACUACUGCCACCACUGUGGACCCAGGCACCACCAACACGACUGCCACCACUGUGGACCCAGGCACCACAGUAAUGAUUGUGUCACCAGCAGUACAAAGAAUCGCAGAGGCAGCAGUUGCAGCAGCCACAACAGCCACAGCAGCAGCAGCAGCAUUGACGGGAGCAGCUGUGGCAGCGACGGCUGCCACUUCAGAAGCAGUGGUGGCUAGCUUAACGGCCUCAGCUGCAGCAGCCACGGCUACUACCUCGGCUGCAGCAGCAGCAACUGCAUCAUCAGCCAUCCCCGCAGCCAUGAGCGCAUCGACGGCUGCCAGCGAAGCAGCGAGUGCCGCCACUUCACUGACCGCUGGUCAGGAAUCAACGGACUUUGCGGUGCUUGAAGCAAACGAAGCAGCCGGAGCAGCUGAAAAUGCGUCCGAUGCUGCCAUGACGGCAGCACAAACAUCUGGAUCGACCCUGGAAGAGCAGCUGGCAGCAUUAGCCGAGGACUCAGCCAGAACAGCGACAAAGGCGGCAACCGCUGCACAGAUGGCAGCCACUGUCCCAGCAACAGAGCAAAUGCUAUCGGACGCCCUGGCAGUUGCCACAGAAGUAGCCACAGAAUCUGCAAAUCUGACACAACAGUUGGAAGAUUUACUGUCAAGUGCAUCACCACGAACUAUCGUGGAGCGUGUUGAACUCCAAGGAUUGCUGUCUGUGGCGGAGGUAGCGCAGGUGUCCACAGAGUUCUCCAGAGAGGCAGCGGCGUUGGGAGUGAUGGUGGCCACAACAGGAAACCAGAUGGACAUCGAAGCGAUGAACGCUUUUGCCGAAGCGUCGGCAAGAGCCGCUGAAGUCGCAGCGAGUACUUCGGGGACGUUUGUAACGACCUCAGCGGAAACAAAUGGUGCAAACAUUGAGAUGCUGUCGUUGGCCGCAGCACUCGCCGCCGUGUCUGUGGUGCUCCUAUGA